This is a messenger RNA of Brachypodium distachyon (stiff brome), 3070 nucleotides long. RefSeq lists its product as uncharacterized. Gene Ontology annotation, molecular function: poly(A) binding. Bases 278 to 2374 code for a protein of 698 amino acids. Gene Ontology annotation, cellular component: cytoplasm; nucleus. Gene Ontology annotation, biological process: regulation of mRNA stability. The record is from RefSeq and is a predicted model, not a curated record. The transcript is spliced from 9 exons. NCBI's taxonomy places the organism in Eukaryota, Viridiplantae, Streptophyta, Magnoliopsida, Poales, Poaceae.
AUCAAUAAAACCCAAUAAAAUCUCGCAUCGCCCUCGCCCCUCGCUCGUUCUCUGUCCCGUCGCCUGACCCCAUCUCCGCCUCCACGCGCUGCCGGCGCCUCUUCCCAGAGAGUCGAAGCCCGCCCCCGCCGGAAAGCUUCCGAACCCCGUCGACUAGUGCGGCGUGGGUAAGGUUUUCCUCCGCCUCUUCAGUUCGCCCCCACCCGUCGUGGCCUCGGGACCCCCUUGGGCUGGAUCUAGGGUUGCAAGGGGGCGGGUUCUGGAGGCCUCGGCAAGGAUGGAGGUUGACGAUGUCGCCGUCGACGAACGCACCUUCAAGGCCGACUUCACCGACGCCGGCGUCGACCAGCUACGGUUGCGCAUGCGGGAGAAGCUGCGGGAGUUCAAGGACGCCGAAGAAUCCCUGGUGGAAUAUGUUAUUGUGCUGCUCAGAAAUGGUAGACGCAAGGAUGAGGCCCGUAAGGAGCUCCAUAUUUUUCUGGGAGUUGAUGAAAGUGCAUCUUUUGUUUCGUGGUUGUGGGACCAUCUAUCUUUAAAUUUGCACCUAUAUGUGAAAACACAAGAAAAACGUGAGGUGGGGAAUAAGGAUGAUGGAACCCCAAAAGAACUAUAUGGAGGAAAUAUAUCAUCAGAGACGCACUUGAGAAGCAAUGAUCAAACUCAUGUUGAACAUACAAGUGAAUCAAAUACGGCCACCAGAAGUCAGAAUAAGAGGGAAUGGAAGGUUAUUGGUCGUGAAGGCAAUAGAAACUUUCCACUUCGAAGUGUACUAACGGAUAUUUUGCAUGGAGAAGAGAAAAAGCCGCAAAAGUCUACUGAAAUACGUCAGCCUCCAUCGUCUAAUCAACGGAAUGGCAGAAAGCGUGACAGGGAGGACGAACCACAACAAACAAAGAGAGAAUUGCCUUCUCGUCCCCUGCUUGGUGCUUCCCGCCGUCUCUUGCAAUUUGCUGUUCGAGAUGCUGUAAAGGCUGUACAGCCAACCAGCGGCUCUACCGAGACAUCUUCUAAGCGCUUACGUUCUGUGGUUUCUACAUCCACAGACAACAUGCAUGGUAGACAGUUAGAAAGAUCUGCAGACAGCUUGCCUGACAGGAGAUCAGAAAGAUCUACAGACAGCCUGCAUGACAGGAGAUCAGAAAGAACUACCGACAGCCUGAAUGACAGGAGAUCAGAAAGAUCUACAGACAGCCUGAAUGAGAAAAGGUCAGACAGAACCAGGAUUCUGCAAGUACCCGGAGCCGCUUUAGCUCUUAGAGCUGCCAAGGAGGCUGCGGCAGAUUCUUCCAAGGCUAGAUCUACCGGAAGUGUAUUCAGUCGAUUGGGUCAAGGGAAUGUUCUGAAUCAACCAUCCCAUUCUCGUGAAGAGAAGAAAGGGCAUGAGGAUAUUGAACCAGCUACAACUGUAGAUGGUCAUGAUUCUGAUCAUUAUGAUGAUGAUGAGAUAUCUGGAGAUCUGGACAUAGCUGAUGGGGAUGCUGAAAUGAAUGUUGAUUCUACGUCUGAUUAUGAUGUGGACAUAGAUGAUGAAAUUAGCAGGUACCAAAGUUCUGUUUCACAUCGAGGCACCCUCUCUUCAGUUGUGGAGAAGAAUUAUAUAUCGACAAAAUCCAGUGCUGAACUGGAGACCAACACAAUGAGGCCUUCAAGUUUGACUAGUGAGGAGCAACCCCUUUCUUCAUCACCAAUAAGAGCAAGCAAAACUGCUGCUGCUCCGGUUAAUCUCAAUCCUGUGGAGCCUCCCAAUAAUGGAACCCUGAAAGAUGUUCAUCUUGUGGAGAAGCCAGACACCACACCUGUGAAUGCUAAUGUUACCUCUCCGGCCAUUAAUGUCAAAGAAUUAGGCCAUGGAGAAGUCCAAAGGGAUUCACAGCGACCUGCAACAUCUGCUGCAAGUUCGUAUAGUACUGCACAUCCCACUGAGGAUGCAGAUUCAAGGACCCUCUAUGUCAGCAAUGUUCACUUUGCUGCUACCAAGGACUCACUGUCUCGCCAUUUCAACAAGUUUGGUGCAGUGCUGAAAGUAGUCAUUGUUACUAAUGCAGCAACAGGGCAGCCAACGGGGUCCGCUUAUGUGGAAUUUUUACACACAGAGUCGGCUGAACGAGCUCUGUCAUUGAAUGGUACAUCAUUCAUGACCCGCCUUCUCAAGGUUGUCAGGCGAAGCUCUCAUGAAGCUUCUCACUUUUAUGGAUGGCCUGGUAGUGGUCGGUCAUCAAUGUAUGCUAGGCAUAGUAGGAUGGCAUACCCAAGGGGUGUUCUCCCUGGUAGUUCUUUUAGAGGGCGUACUCCGAUGAAGGCCGGUGCCAGAAGUUUUCAGUGGAAACGUGAGCCUUCGGGCACUGAUUCAAAUCAGGUGCAAAACCCGACAUGAGUGUGGCACUGUCUUCAGCUGAACAGGUGCUUCCACCAGCCACAUAUGAGAUCAUAUUAUAGUUGAUCAUGGACAUGGUAAUUGGUGAGAACCAAUUGGUGUCUUUCCAAUUGUGUAGCAUAUUUGAAUCAGGACAAUAGGGCCAAUAAGCUAAGAUGGUUGCUCCAAAAAUGCUGCAUAGCAAAAAGGAACCAGAAAACAUAAAAAAAAGGAAAAAACAAAAAGGGGAAAGAAAUUAGGGUGGAGUUCGAUAAACUGGCAUGCUGAUACUUUAUUGGGCUGCCGCAACAAGUUAGCAUUUUUCAUCUGCAGUCUGUAAGGGGCUUACUCGGAUUUCAAAUGAGCACAGCGUUUCCGUUGUGCUGGUGGCUGCUUCAAUGAGGAUUAGUUGCCACCAGACCAAAAUGAGGACCAGUUUCCGGACAUGAUAUUCUAGCGCGUAGACUCUCUUUUUGUAAGCCCUAAUUGUAUAGCAACCUAUUUAUUUGUACUCUACUCUCUGAACCCUCUCCCAAACAAAAAAAUAGAGAAAAGAAAAGCAAGUCUCUGUUAUUUCCAGUUGGACCAACUGUAUUUAUUUCUUAAUGUAUUGGUACUUUUUAGUUAGACAUUCGUUGAUGUGCUGAACAUUACAUUAUCUCGAACAUCCUUCCCUAUCCAUAAAUGUAUUGAUUAUUGAGCAUGUUUACUAGAAAA